GCGCGUGCGCCGGGCCUCUGUUUACAGCCAUGCGCGCGGUGCACGUGUUGUGGACGCUGUGGACGCUGAGCAUCGCGGCCUGGACGCUGUCUGCACUUCUCCCAGGGAGGAGUGUGAGUGCCCAGAAGCCUCGGCACUGUCCGAUUAGCACCAGGCCGUGUAAAGACAACUCUGAUUGUGUGCCUCACAGCCAUGUGUGUGAUGGAGAUAAAGACUGUGCUGAUGGCUCUGAUGAAGAGGAGUGUUCCACAGAGUGCAGUGCUGGGCAAUUCCAGUGUGCUCAUGGUAAGAUGUGUAUUGAGAAGAAGAAGUUGUGUGAUGGUGUAGCACAGUGUCAAGACAGAUCAGAUGAGCUGGACUGCUUUAACCCGGUGGAGGGCUGCUUUCAUCGUUGUGACAAAAAGCGCUGCCUUUCUGAUUCGUUUAUCUGUGAUGGAGAAGCUGAUUGUGGUGAUGGCAGUGAUGAAGUUGACUGUGGUGAGGAGAGCUGCAGCAGUACAGAAUUUCAGUGCCGCAGUGGUCAGUGUGUGUCCAUCAGCAUGCGCUGUGAUGGUUCCUCAGACUGCAGAGAUCAUUCAGACGAGGAUGGGUGCGUCUCACAAGUGGCAUGUGCUGAUGAUCAGCAACGCUGCCAAAACAACCAGCAGUGUGUGCUGCAGGAGUGGCUCUGUGACGGAGAAAACGACUGCAGAGACGCAUCAGAUGAACAAAACUGUACAGUGUCUGUGGUGCAGUGUGGCGAGUUUCAGUGGCCGUGUACGUCUCAGACGCAGUGUGUUCCUCAGAGUUGGCACUGUGAUGGCACCAAAGACUGCACAGAUGAGAGUGAUGAGGCUGUAUGUGAGCCUGUGUCUUGCCCUCCUGAUCAGUUCCAGUGUGACAGUUCAGAGUGUUUGGACCCUUCAGUCCUCUGUAAUGGUGUCCCUGAGUGUGCAGACAAAUCUGAUGAGGGUGGAGCCUGCAAGAGUGACACAUGUUCUGACCAGUCGCAGUGUGCGCAGGACUGCUACAGCACACCCAGAGGAAAACGUUGCUGGUGCAAGAAAGGCUAUGAGCCGGUGGCCAAUGGUGCGGAGUGUGUGGAUGUUGAUGAGUGUGUGAAGACCCCCGACGUGUGUGAUCACUCCUGUGUGAACUCAGACGGCUCAUAUGAGUGCUCCUGUAAUCAGGGUUACGUUCUAGAGCCUGACGGACACAGCUGUAAGAUUACAGGUGAGGCAUACUUGUUAGCCUCUAUACAGUCUGACAUCUUCCUCAUCAGUCUCACAAGGACCACCCUGGAAGUUCUCUCUUCUGAAAAGCAACCUGUCCUCUCUCUGGAUUAUGACUGGAAGGAGCAGAAAGUGUACUGGAUAAACAUGGAUGCUGAGGCUGUGAUGUGGACAACGCUGGACCAGAAGAGCAGAGGAACGCUAAUCCAAGGAGUCAAGACGGAGUGUGUAGCAGUGGACUGGGUGGGACGGAACCUGUACUGGACUGACAGAACAGAAGGAAAAAUAAAUGCUGUGGGGUUGGUUGGUUUUAAAGUAGAGCCUGUGGUCAUUGUGGAGGAUGAUGUAGAAGAGCUGCGUUCAUUAGCCUUGCUACCUCAAAAAUGUGUGAUGUUCUGGUCACAAACGGGUGAUGAAGCCAAGAUCGAGAGUGCAGGGAUGGACGGCUCGAACAGACGAGUGUUGGUGCGUCAUUCUCUGCACUCGCCCAUGGGUUUAGCAGUAGAUCUGCUUCAGGACCGGCUUUACUGGACCGAUAAGAAAAUGCACUGUCUCGGCUCAGCCACACUGGAUGGAGAUGAUGUUAAGAUUCUGCAGCUGAGGGAGAUUCGCAGUCCGUUCUCCUUGGCAGUGUUUGAAGAUUUUGUUUACUGGACUGAUACACGCAGAAGAACCAUCCAGAAAGCUCAGAAGGUGACCGGAAAGCAGCAACAGUUUCUGCUCAAACGGCUCAGCCAACCAUUCGAUCUCAAGGUGAUUCAUGCCCUGCUGCAGCCGAUUGUCGAGAACCCGUGUGUGUUAAAGCGAUGCUCACAUCUGUGUGUUUUGGCACCUGGACUGGGUGCAGUAUGUAAAUGUCCUUCUCAAAUCCUACUGAAUGAUGAUGGACAGACGUGUUCCAAACCAGAUGAAACCUUCCUUUUGCUCAUAUCCAAUACCUCAAUUUCACAGGUCCAUGUGCCCAGCAGGAUUUCAGUGGUUGGCCUUCAGGACUGGCCACAGCAUCAGAGAUUUGAGCUCCCUGAUGCAAGGGCUGCUUCAGCAGUGGACCUAGUCCUGAGGGAGCAGAUGCUUUACAUUUGGGAUGCAGCUGCUGGUUCUUUGGGCUUGUUUAAACUGAAGCAUGCUGUAACCUGGCAUGGGAUACUGUUUAAGCUGAGAAAGGGCUCGAUAACAGCCAUGGCUGUCGAUUACAUCACACUUAAUGUGUUCUGGAGCUCCAAAGAUCAGCCAGGACUGUAUGUGACCUCAGCAGAUGGAGCACACACUGCCUUGAUCAUUGACAAAGGCAUGGUGCGCUCUGUUGCUCUGCACCCUCCAACAGGACGGCUGUGUUUCAGUAAUUCUGAGCUGCAAGGAACAAGAACUAGUCUGGAGUGUGCCUACAUGGAUGGAGGGAACCGCACUGUGGUUUGGGAUGGAGCCAUUAAUCCAGUCUCACUGAGCCUGUCGCAUGAUGGGACCAAGCUUUACUGGGUUGACACUAGUCUGGGUCUCAUCAACUCUGUUAGAACUGAUGGAUCUGAACAUAAAGAAUUGAGAAGUGAGGAGCCUGUGGUGGCAUUCACUUUAGCCAACAGUGUUCUUAUCUGGCUCACAAAGACCGAUUCCAUAAAGUGCUGGUUCAGUGAGGAUCAUCAGACAGCAAGGAUGUGGUUUAAGGUGAAAGCAGAAGUGCUGGAUGUCAAGGCUUUCAGCAAAGCCAGUCAAGACGACACAAAUUUUUGCUCCAGUGGAAAUGGUGGCUGCAGUCAGUUGUGCUUGCCGUUUCCUGGUGGAAGGACCUGUCGCUGUGGGCGGGGUUUCAUUACUAAUAUGGAGAUGAGCUGCGUCGCUGACCCAAGAUGCCCGUCAGGCACCAAGCCGUGUCUCCGUGGAGACCAGUGUGUACCACUGGAGCAGUUCUGCGAUGGCAAUCCAGAUUGUGCUGAUGACUCGGAUGAGAUAUGUGUUCAAGCUAAAUCUGCUGAGGGUGUAAAACCAAAAGUACAUCCCAACUCAACAUCUACAAUUCCACCAGGUCCAAGAUCUUCUGAUGCCCCUAAUUUAGUGAAGAACAUGGACUCCAGCAUUGUGUCUCCGAAAUCCUCUCCUCCAUUUGUUCCUGAUGCAGUGGACAGGGACAGGCCUGACUCGAACGACAUGAAGGUGGAAAGCGUGGACUCUGAGUCAUGUGGGACUAGGAUGUGUAGCGGAAAUGGCGAAUGUGUGCUGCUGGGUGCACAGAUGACCUGCGAGUGUACGUUGGGUUAUGGAGGAGAGAGCUGCGAGCUUGAGGUUGGAGGGAUUAUGCAGGGGCCAGUUAUUUAUGCCACUGUGGGACUGGCUGUUGGCAUCAUCGUCCUCGGCAUGAUUGUUGGGAUCAUACAGAAAAAAAAGGCUGCAAAUCGGAGGCAAGCAAGACCGAUUGUGAGGGAAACGAGUCUGAGGGAUCUGUCGAACAGAGCAGAGACCACACCCACACACCAGAACAGCAGAUCAACAGACCCUGAGAACCCAGAGGUCCAUUAAAGAUAAAGACAAGUUGAUUUACU
Molecule: messenger RNA, 3745 nt
Organism: Tachysurus vachellii
Lineage: Eukaryota; Metazoa; Chordata; Actinopteri; Siluriformes; Bagridae
Gene: lrp13a
Product: low-density lipoprotein receptor related-protein 13
Exons: 18
Coding region: 30-3722 (1230 amino acids)
Molecular function (GO): protein binding; calcium ion binding
Source: RefSeq, a predicted model, not a curated record